This is a messenger RNA of Penicillium mononematosum, 501 nucleotides long. RefSeq lists its product as uncharacterized. The transcript has a single exon. Lineage: Eukaryota; Fungi; Ascomycota; Eurotiomycetes; Eurotiales; Aspergillaceae. The record is from RefSeq and is a predicted model, not a curated record. The coding region runs from base 1 to 501 and encodes 166 amino acids.
AUGUCCGCGACCACCACCUCCCCCACUUCCUCCGCAUCAGCUACCUCCAGCUGCCAUGCCAAGCUGUACGAUAUCCCGACCCACGACGCCGCAUGCGCAAUGUCUAUUCAGGGCAACAACUCCGCUAUCAUGAGCAGCUGCUGCUCCGAUGCAUCUGUCGUCGAGUAUGACGGGUGCGACUACUACUGUCUUGCUCAGGGUCAGAGCGUUGGCACCCUUGCCGAGUGCCUGAUCAAAGCCUCUGAGCCCGGUGAGGUUUGGUGCAACACCAAUGCCAAUGCUACGGCUACAGCGACAGCCACGGCUACUGGUACUGGCGUCGUGACCCUGUCUGCCACAACCACUGGUGCGGAUAGCACUGGCUCAAGUACUAGUGGCUCGACUGCGACUUCCACUGCCAAUGCGGCUGCUGGUAUUGUUGCGUCUCGUCCGUUGUCCAAAUCUGCUAUUGGUGUGGUUGGUAUGCUAUUGGCUGGAUCUGCAGCAGGACUUUUCCUUUAG